Messenger RNA from Cyprinus carpio (common carp), 3683 nucleotides. It is a transcript of the gene polr3e, whose product is annotated as polymerase (RNA) III (DNA directed) polypeptide E. NCBI's taxonomy places the organism in Eukaryota, Metazoa, Chordata, Actinopteri, Cypriniformes, Cyprinidae. Gene Ontology annotation, cellular component: RNA polymerase III complex; nucleus. Gene Ontology annotation, biological process: DNA-templated transcription. The record is from RefSeq and is a predicted model, not a curated record.
UGUGACGCGGCCGCGGUGCAUGCUGGGAUAUGGCGAGCACGCACAGCUCCUCCCCACGUGUUUGAGUGACUGCGAUCAGCAGCAACAUGGCAGCAGCGUCUUCUCUCAUCGACACGAUCCACACACACACAGAGAUCCUCACAAAGUCCAGCUGAAGAACUCCAGCACAACUCGACUACCGCCGGGUUCGGAGCGGGGACGCGCACGUCUGCUGACGCACAUCUCAGAUCGCAACCUCAGCGUCAGGCUUCUGUUGAUUAUUUCAGUGGAUCCGCGAGGCCUCGGUUUGAAGUCCACUGGCAGUGGUUCCUCCUCCGGUCUUCAUCAUGGCCAGCGGAGAUGAUGAUGAUCCAAUUAUACAAGAGAUUGACGUGUAUCUGGCCAGAAGUCUCGUGGAGAAGCUGUAUUUGUUCCAGUAUCCAGUGCGUCCUGCUUCUAUGAGCUAUGAUAAUGUGACUCAUUUGGCGGCCAGGAUUAAACCCAAGCAGCAGAAGGUUGAGCUGGAGGUGGCCAUGGACACCAUGAGUCCGAACUACUGCCGCAGCAAAGGCGAGCAGAUCGCGCUCAAUGUGGACGGCACGUCCUCAGAGGACCCCAGCGUCUACUCGACGAAGAUGAUGGACAAGCAGGCGUUCUCCUCGAUCCAGGCGACCACGAACACGUCCCGCUACGCUGCGGCUGUGUUUCACAAAGGAGAGCUUCAUCUCACUCCACUGCAGGGAAUCCUUCAGAUGAGACCCAGCUUCACCUACCUUGAUAAAGCUGAUACUAAACAUAGAGAGAGAGAGGCGGCCAAUGAAGCUGGAGACUCUUCUCAGGAUGAGGCAGAAGAUGAUGUUAAACAAGUCACUGUGAGGUUUUCCCGGCCCGAGUCAGAACAGGCCCGUCAGCGCCGCAUCCAGUCCUACGAGUUCCUGCAGAAGAAACAGGCUGAAGAGCCCUGGGUUCACCUGCAUUACCACGGUGUAAAGGACGGACGUUCUGAGCACGAGCGUCAGUAUCUUUACUGCCAGGCCAUGGACACGGCAGAAAACACAGAACUGGUGAAAACCCCUCGUGAAUAUCUGUCCAUGCUCAUGCCUCCGCUGGCUGAAGAAAAAGUCACCAAGCCCGUGGGUCCCAGUAACGUGCUCUCCAUGGCGCAGCUCCGCAUGCUGCCUCUGGGAGAACAAGUCAAGACGCUGAUGAAGAACGUGAAGGUGAUGCCGUUUGCCAAUCUGAUGGGGCUGCUGGCCUCAGGGACGGACUCCACCGCAGUGCUGCGCUGCAUCCAGCAGGUGGCGCUGCUCGUCCAGGGCAACUGGGUCGUGAAGAGUGACGUGCUGUAUCCCAAAAACACCUGCAGCUCCCACAGCGGCGUUCCUGCUGAAGUGCUCUGUCGCGGACGAGACUUUGUGAUGUGGAGAUUCACUUCAGAGCGGACCCUGAUGAGAAAAGAGGUCACUGCCAUCAUAAAGCUUCCUCCAGAGGACGUGAAGGACUUCCUGGAGCAGAUGUCUGUCCCUCGAUUAAACCGAGGCUGGGAGUUCCUGUUGCCCACAGAUCAUGAUUUUGUCAGAAAGCAUCCUGAUGUGGCUCAGAGGCAGCACAUGCUUUGGCUGGGCAUUCAGUCCAAGUUGGAAAAAGUGUUUAACUUCUCCAAAGAUGACUUUGUGCCGAAAAAGGAUGCUCAGAUGGAGCCCGUGCACAUCAGCGGAGACCAGCGUGUGAAAUCAGCGAGGGAGAACGCUAGAGAAAACCAGUCCGUCAUGCAGCGGGAGCUGGACGCUCGGAGACUGAAGGCGUCCAGGAACACGGGCUCGUCCGGUGAAUCUGCGGCCCCGGUGCAGGUCAAGCAGGAGCCCGUGAGUGACUCUGAAGAGCCCAUGGACACGUCCGGUCCGCUCACAAACGGCUCGAUCAACGGUUACCCCAACUCUACCUCUCCAGCCUCGGACCCUCAUAACGGACACGCUCACGCCUUCACCCCGGAGCUCCAGGACUUUGUGCGGAGCACCUUCCGGAAGCACUAUGUUUUGUGCCUGAGUGAAGUGAAGAGGCUGUUUAACCUGCAUCUGGCCAGUUUACCCACGGGGCACUCGGUGUACGGUCACGUGACGGACCGCAUGCUGCAGGACACCAUCCUCCAGAGCCAGUGCAAGCAGAUCCUGGUGCCUUUUCCUCCGCAGAGCAGCGCUGCGGCAGACGAGCAGAAGGUCUUUGGGCUGUGGGAGAGCGGGGAGACCUUCGACAAGCACCGGCAGGUUCUGUUCGAGAUCUUCAUGAAGAACUAUCGCGUCAGAAGAAACGUGAUCCAGACGCGCCUCACGCAGGAGCUCGGUGACGCCGUCACCAAAACAGAUGUGGACCGGCUGCUCAAGGAGUGCUGCAUGAGUUUAGGAGGCAUGUGGUAUCUGAAGGGAACCGUUCCCUCCUGACAGGAGAGCCGGAGCGCCGCACAUCCCGUCAACCACACGUCUCCCGAGUGAACGCGGAGCCAACACACCAACCAAUCACUGCCCUCGGCUGACACCACCGGCCCGGGGACACGCCCACUCCGGAGCAUCCGCUUACGUUAACCCUUCCGUCUGGUCACAUGAGCGUCUCACGAAAAGGGCUGAAGAUUCAUCCGAUCCUGCGUUUGUUGAAAAUUGAAGUUGAAGGAAAGGAGUCAGUUAUGAUGGUUUUCUUUUGCUUUCUUUUUUUAUGACCUAAUAUGAAAGUGGGUAUUGCUAAUAAAAAUGACAGGAGAUCAUGAUUCAUCUCAUUUUCUCCUGCUUGUGGCCUUUGGGAGCUUGUCGGCAGAUUUUGGCCUUGUUUCUUACCUUUAGCUGACUGAAAAAAGAUGUUUGGUUCAAAAUCGUUUUCUUGAUUUUAUUGCAUAAUGAGGAUUAUUAUUAUUUUUUUGUUUUUGGUAUUUUGCCCCAUGUUUAAGAAUGACCCAAAGAAAACAGGCUGCAGGAUUCGGACACGUUUGAAGAGCACUAGAUUAUAAUAAAUCCCCUGAAAUGUUAAUUUCUCAGCUCUCUCUGGGUCAGAUGAAGGCUGUGGAGCUCCCGUUGAAAUGUUUACAGCUCCGACAACCAAAAAUAAAAAGGACAAAAUGUAACGUUGGUUGAUUCUGGAGCAGUUUAGAUCAGUUCUAACAGACAAACCUUGUAAAUCUAAUAUAUGAAUCAACGCUCAUGAAUAUUUAUUGGACCUGAAGGGAGACUGACAUCGGCUCUGAAUGACAUUUGCAGUCUUGUCAAUUUUAUUUCAGACCGUUUAUGGCAUUCUGCUUAAAUGCUGAUGCAAUUUAAAAAUGAAUGAAUAUAAAAUGCAUAAUGGUUACACUUAUUUUAUUUUUUUCCUCCCCUCUCUCAUCAUGCAAGUGAUCUGGGAUUUUUGCUCAAGUUGCUAAACUGUGUUUGGGUGUGAAAGAAAGUGCCUCUUAGUUAUUCAGGGGAAAUAUUCUAUCAGUAUGAUUUGCAAUCUUACAGUUAUGACUGAAAUCACCUUCACAUGUCCGUGUCUCUUCCACGCCUGCGUAUAAAGCGCUCACUGUCCGUCUGUUUAUUAAGCAUUCCACAUAUUCAUAUUCUGGAUCAUCGUUGCCAAGUAUGUACAGUCACACACUCAAACAGCAGAGAACCCCAAAUCUGACCUUUUUUAUUUGUAUGUAAUUCUGAAUAAACGUUGCAACUGACAACUCCUCUUCAAAA